ACGAGACCAGUUAACAUCGCCAUUCAAGAUCGCGAGGGAGAUUUGUGUGUGCUCAAAAGUGAAAUUCACAUCGCUAAAAUGCUGAAACUUAUCUGUGCCGUGGCUAUCAUCGCGAUGACUCUGUUGGAAAGUGUCCAGGCUCAACGACCCUCCUUUGCAGGAGUGAGACCUCCAGGCGGACUCAAUCAGAAGGACAAGUAUCAUGCUACCCAGAAUACAGCGGUGGAGAAUAUUACCGGAGUGGACAUUGCCACCAGAUUCGGAGAGCCUUCUAGUUCACAGCAGCCUGCCCUGGUCAAUCUGCCCUUCGGAGCAGCUCAGAGGCCACCCAUGGGAGUACCUCUGGUAUUGCCCACCAGUGGCUUCGAAUCAAACCCUAGCCAGGCAGCUCCCUCAGCCACACCCGAUGUGGCCAACCGUUUUGGAGCACCAGAAUCCAGUUCGAUUGUGCCAUCAGCGAUACCGGCAACUAGUCCCACCUUUACUGCCAACAUUCCCGCUGCCAGUUCCCCAUCCGUUCCAGUCAGCACAACUGGGAGUCCCCAGAUUCCCAGCAGACUGCCCGUCGAUGCCCAUGGAGAUCAGGAAUGGGUGAAUCAUCUAAGUUCCCUGCCCGUGGAGAACCAGCCCUUCUGGUUCGUCAACUACCAGGCCAUCGAGGCUCAUCGGAAUAGCUCCAGACCCAAUGUGGGUGCCUUGGAGACGCGGGGAUCUUUCUUUCGCGGCUAAGAACUUGAAUGGGAAUUCUCGGAAAUCCCCACGCUGAGGCGAAUCUCUAGACCUAUGUAUGUCUCAACCCUAAUGUACAGCUCUAAUUUAUUUAAAUACUUUAUUUUUGGAAACGA
This is a messenger RNA of Drosophila serrata, 845 nucleotides long. RefSeq lists its product as uncharacterized. Lineage: Eukaryota; Metazoa; Arthropoda; Insecta; Diptera; Drosophilidae. The record is from RefSeq and is a predicted model, not a curated record.